This is a messenger RNA of Struthio camelus australis, 2407 nucleotides long. NCBI's taxonomy places the organism in Eukaryota, Metazoa, Chordata, Aves, Struthioniformes, Struthionidae. The record is from RefSeq and is a predicted model, not a curated record.
AUGGAUGAUGAGCUUUGAUAGGUAGAAAUCCACUUCAGAUGAGGUGUACCUUCUGAGGCUUCAUUUUCUGCUGCUCUGUUUAGUAGUCUGUAUGCACCAGUCCUCAGCAGGCAGUAAGUUUUGGGAACAUAUAUAGCUAGGUGUAUCUGAAUGGAGGAUGGAUGAGCUACGCCUCCCAUCUCUGGAAAGCUGCCCAUUCACAAUACGUGAGAACUACUGCGAGAGUACCGACAGCUGUUUAGUCUCCCCAGGGGAGACCAAGCGCUUGCUCCCCUGCCACAGCGGGAGAGUCUCUUCAGUCAGGUCUCCGUCUUCUCCCCGGCGGGGAACCAAUAGUUGUGCUUUGGUGUAAUCUGAGAAAAUCAAAUUCCUACUGCGUUCCAUUUGCUUUCUCAGCCUUUGCAAGUCAUUGCUGUUAAGGACUUGCAGGAAGUGUCCUUUUUUCAGGCCCUCCAGCUUAAGUCUAAGGGCACGAGAAGGGGCGAUGGGUGAGCAGCUGCGGCUGUCAGGAUGACUUGCCAGUGGGUCUCUGUGGUGGCAGGAGGAACUCAGCCUGCACCACCUGAGUCAUGAAUUCCCCAGUCGCGUCACGACCAUCCUCCGUUUCGGGCUCAGUGUAACUGAGUAAUGCAAAUUAUGCUGUCUGUGGCUUGAAGGCUAAUUACAAGAGAUCUGAGGAGAGUGGAGGAAGAAGCAACUGUGGAUCUGUAGUCUCAGACUUUCAACGAAAAGAGUGCAAGCAACAUUCACUCUACUUUGGUCUCUUGGGGGGGCUGCAGGGGUCUUUUUCUCUUGUGAUGCUCUGCAGGUUUUCAGCACCGUCUGAUCGCACAGUCAGUGUCGUUUUUGGCUCUGUUUUCAAGGAGUUCAUUGUGCCAAGUUCUUUGAUCUUGGGUUAGCAGCUAGUAUCACAGUUACCAUGCAAGUUUAGUGGCUGUUUUGUGGGGUAUUUGGUUUGGCUAAAAAAGCAUUACCAAGCUGGUUUGAUGGCUAUUGCUGUCCUUUUGGUCUUUAACAUGCCAUCUCUUUGAAUUUUUUACAGAGCUUUCUGGGGUGCUGCAUCAGUGUCACGUUCUGGCAUCAGAAAUGGUCCAUUUCAUUCAUCAAAUGCAGUAUUACAUUACAUUUGAGGUACUGGAAUGUUCAUGGGAUGAACUCUGGAACAAGGUCCAACAAGCGCAGGACUUGGAUCACAUAAUUGCAGCUCAUGAAGUUUUUCUGGACACAAUCAUCGCUCGGUGCUUGCUGGAUAGUGACUCCAGGGUACUUCUCAACCAGCUUCGGGCUGUUUUUGAUCAGAUCAUUGAGCUCCAGAAUGCCCAAGAUGCAAUGUAUAGAGCUGCUUUGGAAGAGUUGCAGCUGAGGUUGCAAUUUGAAGAGCGAAAGAAACAGCGUGAGCUUGAGGGCGAAUGGGGUGUAACUGCGUCAGAAGAGGAGGAAGAGAACAAGAGGAUAAAAGAAUUUCAAGAAUCAGUACCCAAAAUGUGCUCGCAGCUUCGCAUACUUACUCAUUUUUACCAGGUGCCCCUUAGUUCUUUCUGUAGAUGGAUUUGAGGUUUUGAUACGUAGAAAUCAAUUUCAAAUGCAGCUUAGAUGUGACUACUGCAUUCCUGUGUGCCAUUUUUUGGAUGUGGUCUUCAGUUUUGCGGCUUUGUUUAGAAGUUUGUAUUCACUGUUCCUCAACAGAUUUUUGUGAUUAGCUGUGUUCCCCUGACAAAGAGGGAUAGGCUCUUCAUGUAGGUCUCCUCCUUCUUUCAGGAGGGGAAGGAAUGGUGGGGGUGUCUUGGUGUAAUCUGAGAAAAUCAAAUUCCUACUGCGUUCCAUUUGCUUUCUCAGCCUUUGCAAGUCGUUGCUGUUAGGGACUUGCAGGAAGAGUCCUUUUUUCAGGCCCUACAGCUUAAGUCUAAGGGCAUGAGAAGGGGCGAUGGGUGUGCUGUUGGGGCAAGGUGCACAGAGUACCUUCUGUGAGGGGCCUUAUUCUCCCGUUGUCUUGCUUGCUUACAUCUGCUUUGAAAGCUCCCAGUCCCCAGCCAAAUCAGCUCUUAGUUUCCAGGGAAAGCACGUCAGAGAGAAAGAGAGGAAGGGACACAGCCAUCUGUGCCCCAGCAGCAUGGCUUCUGGCAUUUGAACCCAGCUCCACUGGCAACCAAAACCCUAGCCCUAGCUGACCUCUUGACCUUCACACAGGAGAAAUUUGGGAUGCCUUGGGAAUGAUAUCCCUCUUCGGAACCUUCCUGCAAAACCAGCCUGGCCCAGUGGGCCUUUUAACCUCUGUAGCUACUGCCUGAAGUAGGAAAUCCUGCCCAAGACAUUUUGGAUGAUACUGAGUUUGACCUCGUGCUCUUGGGGCUGCUUUCAGCCCUUUCUCAUCCCUCUUUGCAUUUCAGCUUCUCAGGGUACAGUGAUU